AAAAAAAACUCACGAAUCGCGCGGGGGGAGUUCAUUAUUUUCAAAUCCCACAGCACUCAACCAACGGUCCAGAUCUAGUCUUCCCUGGCCUCGAUCUUUAACAGCCCUUCCUCUUUCCUCUAUAUAUAAACCCUUCUCCAUUCUCUUCGCAUCUGACAUUCUCAUCUCACUUUUUUGUUUUUGGGUUUUCUCUCUCUCAUUUUUUUUAUUUUUAGUUUUUUCAAUUUUUGCUAAUUUUUUAUUUUUGUGUGUGAAAAAAAAAAAAAAUGUCGACGGAGAAGGAGAGAGAGACACAGGUUUACUUGGCCAAACUCGCCGAACAAGCCGAGCGUUACGAAGAAAUGGUCGAGUGUAUGAAAAAGGUUGCAAGACUUGAUCUUGAGCUGACUGUGGAGGAGAGGAACCUCCUCUCUGUGGGAUACAAAAAUGUCAUUGGUGCUAGGAGAGCUUCUUGGCGCAUUAUGUCUUCAAUUGAGCAGAAGGAGGAGUCUAAGGGAAAUGACAACAAUGUUAGACUUAUUAAGGGUUACCGCCAGAAGGUUGAGGAGGAACUCUGCAAGAUUUGCAAUGACAUUCUUAGUAUCAUUGACAAGCACCUGAUCCCCUCAUCCUCUUCGGGAGAGGCCACGGUUUUUUACUACAAAAUGAAAGGUGACUAUUAUCGGUAUCUUGCUGAGUUUAAGACUGAACAGGACAGGAAAGAGGCAGCUGAGCAGUCAUUGAAGGGAUACGAGGCUGCUUCGGCCACUGCAAACACAGAUCUUCCAUCAACCCACCCAAUCCGUCUUGGCCUUGCUCUCAAUUUUUCUGUCUUCUACUAUGAGAUAAUGAACUCACCUGAGAGGGCCUGCCAUUUGGCUAAACAAGCUUUUGAUGAGGCAAUUGCAGAGCUGGACACCUUGAGUGAGGAGUCAUACAAGGACAGCACCCUGAUAAUGCAGUUGUUGAGAGACAACCUCACUCUCUGGACCUCUGAUUUGCCUGAAGAUGGAGGUGAAGACAACUUCAAAGGAGAUGAGUCCAAACCUGCCGAAGCCGAGCACUGAUGGGGCUACCUGAGAGACCCCUGCAAAAUAGCAGUUGGAUAUCAGAGUGCUUUGUGAAAGUGUUUUCUUCAGCUUUUCUCACAAGGGAAAUUGGACUGAACAAUGUGGACAUUAUAAUUUUAUUGAUCUUUUGGGUCCAACCAAAGCCAGAAGAUCAAUCAGUUGUAUGCCCCUUUUAUUUCUUAGAUUUACUUUUUUCUUCCAUUAUUUUGCAUUUUGAUUAAUGUUAAUUAACUGAGAUUUGUUAUUUAAGCAAUGGAUGAUUUUACCUUUUUCUUUAACAUCUUUUGUUGGUUUGAGGUUUGUUGUAAUGCCGGAUUAGACUUUGUAGAUUGAAAACUGUUGGAUCGGAUACCCGAUCCACCACUUUACAUAUGGUUUCUUAAUUUCUUUUGUUUGUUGGAGAGUGAUUUAUAAUUUGCUUCUA
Molecule: messenger RNA, 1473 nt
Organism: Quercus robur (English oak)
Lineage: Eukaryota; Viridiplantae; Streptophyta; Magnoliopsida; Fagales; Fagaceae
Product: 14-3-3-like protein GF14 iota
Exons: 7
Coding region: 267-1046 (259 amino acids)
Biological process (GO): signal transduction
Cellular component (GO): cytoplasm
Source: RefSeq, a predicted model, not a curated record